GUUCACACAAUCGUUUCUGUUUUUUGGCAAAUGUCCCACUAGUUUAAAGGAAACCGUCCUGAAAUAACAAUAUUGAAUUUUUUUUUAGCUCAAACGUCAGAAAGUCUGGAGAAGUCAGUCAAAUGAAAAUCACUCUGAUGUUCCCAAAUGUAAUUACUACGACAUUAUCUUGUUUUCCUGGAUCAAUGUUAUGUCGAAAGUCUCGAGUGCAUUUAUCUCUUAGCACUCGAUCUGACAAGCCUUUGUCACAUGAGGUUCUUUUCAUCUUACUAUGGGAUGAUGUGUCUGCGCGACUUAAACAGUGUCAGAUGCCGUUGUCUUUGCUUCUUGUCUGCACGCCUUCUACGAAGCAAAUACCUUGAGAGAACCAGGACGAUGUCAAAUAGAGGAAAGAUAAAGCAGUGAUUCUCAUCUGGCUGAAUUACUGCAAUGAAUGGUAACACUAUCCAUCCAGCCAACACCACAAGCACAACAGCUGGGGGCACUGGUGUGGCAGCACCCCCAAGUGGCUGGAGAGAGUUUUGUGAGCUUCACGCCAUCGCCACGGCCCGGGAGCUUGCCGGACACUACCGGAACUUCGCCAGAGAGCAUCCUCAACAUGACGUGCUCCCGCCAGAAACCUUCUCGAAGCAGUUCACCAACCUUUUCCAGCAGCACUUCAGCUGUGAGGUGGGCAAAGAUGGCGUGCUUCUUCAGCCGACCACAUGCGCAACUGCGACAAAUCCCCCCAACGCUCCUUUGGACACUCCCCUUUCGUCACAGACUAUGACAGGCCGUUCACGAAUUACGUCUUUGUCAGGUGUGCAGGAUUAUCGGGAAGCUGGCCGGCCAAUAGGGGGAGCUGCUUUGUUUACCGUUGUAGCGCCAAAGUUAGAGCCGGUCGUUGUGAGUCGGGAGCAGGAGGAGCCACUGCGAUGCCCCGCUGGAAACUCUCUACCAGGAAACCCCGUGUUGCUCCGGGGCUUUGGCAGUGGGUCGCUAAUGAUCCACAGUCGAAGUACCGACAACAUCUCUGCCUCGGGGCAACGACCCGUUUCUGAACUGUACUCGUCUGACUCCUCAACCUCUAACUCUGUACAUGCUGACAUCACACACUUCUCUGUCAGCCAAAUUCGACAAUCUGUUCGGAGACUUUUUAAAAAGCGCCCCCUUCCUAGCUCCCCGACCCAGCAGGACCUAUCCUCAUCGACCCCAGGCAACAACACCAGCUCCCCAACCACCGGAGACAGAGAACUGUCAUCCUCAUCGUCUUCCUCUCACUCCUCCACGUGUUUGACCUCUGAAGCCCCGCCUCCUGCCUCUUCACAAUUGUCUGGAGUAGCGUCGAACUUACUGGAUCGUUUUUGGCGGUUUCGUGGCAGCAGCAUGAGACAGAGGAGGUCGGAGGCUGGUGGCUGCUGUAAAGAGGGGCAUCUGAGGUACUUGCUGGUGAAUGACACUAUUUCAGACUCUCAGCCUCGCUGGCAACGCUGCCGCCUGCUGGUCAGGAGGAUCAGUGACGCUGACGUUGCAGAAAGUGAAGGAGUGAGAGGACGGGAGAGAUAUCAGCUAGAGCUCUAUGAUCCUCCAAAGGCCUCCAGUCCCAAGCUGAGGACGCACUGCUCUGAUAUCCAAGAGGUGCGGCGCUGCAACCGGCUGGAGAUGCCCGACAACUUAAACACAUUUGUUUUAAAGGUUAACCAAGACAGUCUGAUAUUUGAGACCGACAACGACCAGCAGGUCAGCUCCUGGACCACGGAGAUUAAAGAAUGUAUCAGCAACAGGUGCCGCCCACCUAGAGAGGCUGGAGGUGGAAAUGACGUGGCUGGCAGGAGUUUGGAUGUGGCUGGCAACACAAGGUCGGUCAGUGUGGAUCUGGAGCCCCUCCCCGUGACAGCAGACCCUUCCGUCCCGGCCGGUCACCGAGGGACGUCAGAGUCCGGGAGUCAGACAUCCAUCAGCCUUGCUCUGCCAGAGCAGGUCACCCAGAAAACAUAUCACUUCCUCUUCUCCUACCCCUGGUUCCACGGCCCCAUCUCCAGGGUCAAAGCCGCCCACCUGGUCCAGAGCUCCGGGCCACAGGGACACGGCGUCUUCCUGGUCCGCCAGAGCGAGACCCGUAAAGGCGAUUACGUCCUCACGUUCAACUACCAGGGAAAAGCAAAGCACCUGAGGCUCUCGCUCACAGAGUGGGGUCAGUGUCGAGUGCAACAUCUCCGCUUCCCCUCCGUCAUAGAUAUGCUCAGUCACUUCCGCCUCUUCCCCAUCCCACUGGAGUGUGGCGACGGUGGCGCCGUCACCCUGUCCAGCUUCGUCGUGGCUGGGUCCGGCCCGCCGCCGCAAGGUCAGGUGUCCGGCGCCCUCCUGGUCCCUUUCUCUCUCCACCGCUGGAACUCUGAGCCCAGCUUGGCUCACUGGAGUUUGUCCCGCAGCUCCUCUCACCCCUCGUCCUCGUCCUCGUCCUCCCCCACCAGCAGCACCACUCCUGCCCUCCUGCCCGCUCAGCGCACCACCAACCCACCACCACCGCCGCCUCCUCCUCCUCCGUCAGCCACCGCUCCUCUGCGGCGGAGCGAAUCUGUGGGACGGAGGCCGCAACUGCGGCAUGGCCACCCGCCCAUCAGUGCCUCCAGGGACUCGGACUAUGAGCUGGAGCCGGAGCGCAGCCGCAAGAGGGCGAUAGAGAACCAGUACAUGUUGCUCUAGCUAAGCUACACAUGCCAACUCACACACACCAGUGAGUUCGCCAGCGUCCCACUCUGGCACGUCGAUCACAGCGAGUCCAGAGCGACAGGCUUCUGUCAGGUCGAACCUUGUAGAACAAAAGCUUCUGGAGUGUUGAUUUUGAGCGAGAAGGUUCUGCAAUCCUGUGGAGCCGAAGACACACAAAUGUUCUGUCGCGUUUUGUGUAUUCAUCUCGCUGGGCUCCUCCCAAACAGCGGAGAGCGAAGCCGUAAUCUGCCCAAAGUGCCCCAAAGUCCAGCCAAAGAGCCGUCAUGGAGUGAUACUGUAUGUGUGUAGAAUUAUUAUUAUACUUUGGAAAAAUGACAAUAAACACAAUACUUAGAUCUUAAUACCUAAAAGCACUUAAACACUCCACCCUUUAAGCUACCGAUAUUCCUCCGUGGUCGCCGUCAGUGUCACGUUUUAGCAUUAAGCUCUGUUGGAGAGUGACAAGUGCCUCGGUCAGCAGCAUUUCUAACGUUUGUAGCAUUAAAAGUUCUGUGUAUUUUUCUACCACAGCCACAGACAUUUGCGAUACACUCUAGUUUUUAUGACUUCCUGUCCGUGUUUCAGAACCGCGUCCAGAUGUUUUCUCGCGGGACUCCGCAGAUGUUUUUGUCGACUAACGUCACGCCUCCGCAGACGGAGCCCAAGCUCAUUUAUCUUCUUCUCUUUCUCCCAAAGCAGCCAGCAGACUCAGUUGCGGGGGCGGAGCUAGCUGUCACCAUGGCAACAAUAUUUCAUGAAUGUGUAGCGGCGAGCGGAACAUCUGCCCUGUGUCAGUUAGCAUUCCCAAGUCUGCAGCAAGUGGUCAGUGGUCAGUAGCUGUCAAGUGGUCCAAGGAAGGAAGAGAGACCUGUCAGUGUUUGUGUGGAACAAGUCGGUGCUUAUGUUGGUCACUUGUUUGAGGGCACAGGGAUCCUUUCACAGAGCGAGUCCCGACGUGGAGAGUCGAACCUGACCACAGUGAUUCUAAGUGAAGUUUGAUUCUUACCGGAGACGAUAGGUUCAGGACGAACCCGUGUGUUCCCUCUGGGAACUCUGGUUUCCUCCUAUAGUCGAAAAACAUGCAGUGAUGACUCUGUGUAUGUGUGUGUGUGUGUCUGUCUCCCCUCUGAUCGACUGGUGACCUGUCCCCACCAAGUAGCUGGGUCAGAGUCCAGCCCUGUGGUCAGGACUCAGUGCACAAAGUAACAAUAGCGAAGAAACUAAAGAUGGGGUGACUCUGAGAGAGUCGUGACUCGAGGGUUGUUUUAUGGAGUGAGUGCAGACGCCAGGUUGUAUUGAGGUGGGACCACUGGGUUGAUGCUGACCACUGCAGCACCGCUGGACUUCAUCUGAACUUCAUGCUGAACAUGAAACAGGCUCUUGAUUUGAUCCCCAGAAGGCCACAGUGGGUGGAGGCUUUUGUUCCAACCAAUAGCUCGACACCUUUUCACCAGUCAGCUGACUGGUCCAUCCGGUGUGUGCUAGUUUGGUUGGAACAGAAACGUAAGUGGAUCAGUUUGUGAGCUCUGCUGUGAAAUCAAUAAAUCUGAUCCAUAUUGGUUUUUACUGUAUUUUAAAUAACGUCUAAAUGUCCACCAAAUAUUCAGACACUUCUUUUUUGUCUGCCAAUUAUUCUAAAUAGACUUGUGUCAGGGAUGAGGAUCAGCUCCUCUGUUUUUGGAGAACUAAUGGAAUGUUUAUUUUGGAGCUCAGUUCUAGUUGGACAUGAUUAAAGUAAAUGAGAAAAAGAGCUGAGCCAGAAGGCCUCGCAUGGGGUCAUGAAUCGUCUCUCACAUGUUCCAGUCAGAACGUGUGCAGUUUGUUUUAGAGUUGGAUGGAGAUAAGCCACAAGGUGUUGGAUGGAAUUCUGCAGACUCAGCAAUAUCAGAGCGAGUGUCUGGAGACGGCUGAGCGUUGCUCCAGUUGCUCCUCCGCAGGAAAAGAAGAAGAUAAAUAAAUGACCUGAAGUGCCUUUUCAAUUUGACUUCUAUUUAAAACUCUCCCCAAAAAUCGUUCCACCUGCUCAGCUACAGUUUGCGUCCGGGUGUGUCGAGCUCAGCUAACACUAACUCAGCAGUGGAAGAAUGAACCGCCACUUCCUACGUUUCAGACAGCAAUAAAUCCAAAUGGUUUCGUCCUUCAUCAUCAUCACCAUCAUCAUCAUCAUCAUCGUCUGGUCAUUGUCCUUCGCGCGUUUAAAGGCAAAAGUACGGUUGCUCUACAGCGCCCUCGUCUGUCUGCCAAAAGAAAAGCAACGGUCUGAGUGUUAUGGUUUUUGUUUGUCAAGUUCGACUGUACAUUUGCCACAAAGCUGCUGCUGUUUCCCCACGAACGCCAGCGAGUCACGCAGCUGCUUCACAGCGCCAAAGAAUCAAGAGUAAACGGCUCAGGAGCUUCUCGCUCCUCUCCGCGCGUCAGUUGAAUGUAACUCGUCGUCCAUACUGUUGAUUCUCUUCCAAGUUCGCACUGUAAACAUUCCACUUCUGCGCCAGCCUCAAGCCCCGCCCCCUCCCCUGCACCGACCAAUGACAUGAGCUUUUGUUUGCUGUCAGUCUUAGCGUUUCUAAAUUAUAGUAAAACUAUAUCUACUGUUUAUUUGACUUUUGUAAAAAUAAAUAAC
Messenger RNA from Synchiropus splendidus (mandarinfish), 5311 nucleotides. It is a transcript of the gene sh2b3, whose product is annotated as SH2B adaptor protein 3. The transcript is spliced from 9 exons. NCBI's taxonomy places the organism in Eukaryota, Metazoa, Chordata, Actinopteri, Syngnathiformes, Callionymidae. Gene Ontology annotation, biological process: intracellular signal transduction. Gene Ontology annotation, molecular function: transmembrane receptor protein tyrosine kinase adaptor activity. Gene Ontology annotation, cellular component: plasma membrane. Bases 430 to 2685 code for a protein of 751 amino acids. The record is from RefSeq and is a predicted model, not a curated record.